AUGUUACUUUCUGCUGUGUGUCUCAUUACUGGAGUAUUAGCAUUAUUACUCGUCCGCCGGCACCGUAAACUCAAGUCUCUUGUCGGGCUCUAUGGUCCACCUCCUAGUAGCUACCUCGCUGGGCACUUUAAGCACAUGUUUGGCCUACAUGGGAUUGACUUUCAACUCGAAGUACUGAGAAAAUACGGUCCGACAGUUGGAAUGACGGGUGUCAUGGGGGAACCAUUCAUACUCACAUUCGACCCUGGAUUUAUACACACCGUGCUUGUCAGGGAGAGGUCAAAGUUUGAGAGAAACGAAGGAGGAACCUUGAUGGAGAUGAGCAUCGGUAUCAUCGCAAACUGCUUAACCCAGUUUUUACGGUACAACAUCUUCGCGAAUGUAAGCUCCAACAUUUCCCUCCCAAGUCUAUCGACUGAUACCUCCCUUACAGUGCUCCCGGUAUUCACAGAUGUUGCGAAACAAGCAUGCCGUGCCAUCGACCAGUCCCUCUCAACGGAAGUAAAUGACGUAUUCCAGUGGUCCACAGCUGCCGCAUUGGAAUUUAUCGGCGAGGCAGGACUCGGAUACUCGUUUGGAUCGUUUAGCGGGGAAACGAACGAAUAUAGUGUAGCAAGUAAAAGCGUAUUCCAACUGUUUGCCAAACUUGUGCCGUUUAUCCCUCUCUACCCAUACCUUUAUCGUCUCCCCAUUACUCCGCAGCUAUUAUCAUAUGUUCCUUUUCCUUUAUUACAGCAAGUCCUGAAGGCCACGAAACUUCAGAACGAUCAGGCUGAGCAAAUUCUCCGGAAACGGAAAGAUCUCCUCGAACGAGGCGUCGACCUGGAAUCAGUAACAGGAAGGGGAAAGGACAUCCUGACUCAACUGAGCAACUCUGUCAUUGCUCGGAUCCUGGAUGUAGUUGCGCACGAUACUAAUAUUCAAGAUAAAAUGAGGGAAGAACUAUUGGAAAACAAGGACAAAGACACGCUGGAGCUACCUUAUCUCGACGCGGUCGUCAAAGAAACGCUGAGAUUAUAUCCUCCGGUUACGUACCUGGGUCGAGUAUGCGAAGAAGACACCGUUGUGCCUCUUAUCUACCCAAUAUCUACUCCUUCUGGAACAACCACCAACCUGCCGGUCAAAAAAGGAACCCGUCUUGCCUUGAGUGUAGUGUUCUCAAACCGCGAUGAGAGUGUCUGGGGGAAGCGAGCAAGCGAAUUUUGGCCCGAGCGAUGGCUCGAAACGGAGCAGCAGCAGACACACUCUCAUUUGCAAGGAAUUUAUUCUUCCAUGAUGACAUUUGGGCUCGGUCAAUAUUCAUGUAUCGGGUUCAAGUUUGCUGUUAUGGAAAUCAAAGUGAUGACCAGCCAGUUACUCAAGUCGUUCAGGUUUGAACCCUCUGGCGAAGACUAUGCCUGGGAGAAACAUAUCGAAUUUUUCAAAGAUUAUCUUAUGAAAAUUAUACGAAGAACAAGCAUCCACGCUGCCAUGCGUGAACAUAAACCCCAAGAACAUAUACCGGAAGAUACCUCGAGUAACGAUAAAGAGCGUGAAACUACAUCAAAGAAUACGGAGCAAGCUACUUCCAAUCAGGCGGAUGAUAUGAGCUACGAUGAUGUGGCCAAGCAGGCCCUUUUCCACUGGGACAGGUUCAGUCGCUUGGGCAAUCUAGAUGACCUUGAGAAAGUUAUUGGCUACUCAAUUCGUGGACUCGAUCUGAUUCCGGAAGGAGGGCCAGACACAAUACGUUGGUUAGGUUUUCUAGUAAAAUGCCACGAUUCUCGGUAUCUUCGCCUCAAGGACUUGGAUGACCUGGAAAAAUCGAUUGCUUGGUGUAUCCGACGAAUGGAGGUGACCCCAAAGAACGAUGUAAGCCUCCUGUCGCAGCUGAAGGAUAUGGUGCUAUUGUACAAGGCACGAUAUCAACGGCUUAGAAGAGCUCAUGAUCUCGAAAAAAUGCUGGAAUACAGUUCCCGUCUACUUGCGUACACUCCUGAGGGACACCCGAGCUUACCAGAGGUGCAUGAUCGCGUGGGGGAGUCAUACAUCUAUCGGUAUGAAUGGAACAAUUGCGAGGCUGACCUGAAACAAGGGAUCAGAUAUCGCUCUUUUGCACUGGAGCUCACUCCCGACGGAGACGAGUGCUUGCCAUACCGGUGCGCUGCUGUAGCGGAGGCAUAUCUCCAUCUUUAUCGACGAAUAGGAAACAUGGCUGACCUGAAAAAAGGGAUCGAAGAUUACACUCGUGCACUGGAACUCACUCCCGAUGAUAACCCUGUCAUGGCACACUGGCUUGCUUCUCUAGGGAGAGCAUACAGCGAUCAAUAUGAACGGAUGGAAGACAUGGAUGCCUUCUCCAGGUCGAUUGAUCAGACGUCUCGUGCGAUUGAACUUACUCCCGACGGCCAUCCAGGCCUAGGAGAUUGUCAUGAGAUUCUAUCUAGAUUAUACCAUCAUCGAUUCCGCCGGCUGGGAGACGCGACUGACCUUUCCAUAUCGAUGGAACACAUAUCCCGUGCACUUAAGUUCACUCCCGACGGGAGCCAACAACUGUCAGACCGCUUUUCUUUUCUCGGAGGGUUAUAUCUGGAACUUUAUCAAGCGAGGGGAGACCACCAAGACCUGGAUAGAUCGAUCAAAUUAAUGACUCAUGCAAUCUCGUUUGCCCCCGAAGACCACCACCCAGCGCGAGCAUUCCUGUAUUUUAGUCUAGGGACGCCACACGGCGAUCGGUACCGUCGAACAGGAAACUUGGCUGACCUGGAGAAAGCGAUCGAGUACCACGAUCAUGCAGCGGAGCUCACUCCCAAAGGCCACACCCUCUUGCCAGUCCGGUAUGUUGCUCUAUCAAUGGCACUUGCGGACCGUUACCGGCGGAUGGGAGACCCCGUCGAUCUGGGGAGGGCGAUCUCAUUCAUUAUGUCUGUACUAGACCUGACUCCUGAUAACCACCCAAGCUUCCCAGAGCAGUGCACCAGUCUGGGGCAGUUAUACAUCGAGCAAUUUCGACGGUUCGGACAUAUAUCUGACAUAGAUAAAGCGAUAGAAUACCGCUCUCGUGCACUGAAACUCACUCCCAGCGACAACAAACGCCUAAAUGUCAUGCUUUCUAAUCUCGGAUUGUGCUACAUCUAUCGAUGUGAAUCCUCAGGGGACAUCGCUGAUGUGGAAAAAGCUAUUGAACACAACUCUCGCGCACUGGAGCUCACUCCCGAUGGUCACAUAGGCCGACCAGGGGUCUGUAUUUUUCUAGGGAUCUCAUAUAGAAAUCGAUAUCAACUGAUGGGAGACAUUGCCGACCUGGAGAAAUCGAUCGAAUACACUUCUCAUGCACUCACACUCACUCCUGACGGUCACAUAGAGUUGCCUUUCCGACACUACCUAAUGGCCGCAUCCCGUCACCAGCAGUAUCAGCACACAGGCGAUCCAUCUCAUCUUGAGGUCUGCCUCGUUUCCUUUCGUCGGUCCUCAAAGCUAUCAGUCGCACCACCACGCAUUGUGUUCAAUAAUGCUCUUGACUGGGCAAGGCUCGCAUCUCGGCAUACCUAUCUCCAUCCUAUCGAGGCUUUCCGUGCGGCCAUGGAGCUUCUGCCUCACUUUACCUGGCUUGGCGCCACCGCUUCUCAGCGAUAUUAUGAUGUGACUAUGAUGGAUAACUUGGCUGUAAGAGCUGCUGCUGUUGCCAUCCGAUCCUCAGAAUACGCUACAUGUCUGGAGUGGCUGGAGCAUGGACGGUGUCUUGUGUGGAAUCAGGCACUUACUCUUCGAUCCCCGCAAGCUAUCCUUGAAAAAUCUCACCCAGAACUCGCUGCUCAGCUUUAUGACGUCUCUCAGCAGCUUCACUGCAAUGAAAACCCGAAGUAUCGGUACGAUCUAGCGAAGAAAUAUAGCGAUCUGUUGACUCAGGCACGGUUAUUACCCGGGUUCGAGGAUUUUCUGCAGCCCACAAAGGCUGCCGGUCUCUUGAAGGCUGCUCGACACGGUCCCGUGGUUGUGGUGAACUGCUUCAGGAACGAUUGCGACGCGCUUGUGAUCAUGCCUGGACAGGAUGACAUUGGUCAUGUCGCUCUGCCGAACUACACUGAAGCCAAAGCACGACAUGCUCGAUCGGAGAUAGAACAGCUGGUGUGUAACAAGGGGCUUCGAGAACGUGGAUUCAUGCUCAAGGGCGGACGCGCCCGGGUUCAAGAACCCGAUCCGGACGUGGGACUGGUGUUAGCGGAUCUAUGGAACGACGUCAUUAAGCCGGUGCUCGAACAUUUGGGAUACCUGACCAAUGAUGUGACUGGCCAGCUACCACAUAUCACAUGGUGCCCUACAGGUGCACUCACCUUCUUACCGCUACACGCAGCUGGUGACUAUGACCAGCCCCGAUCAAAAGUGUUCGAUUAUGUGGUAUCGUCAUAUACCCCGACCCUCACCGCACUGCUCACCUCUGCUCCGACCAUGCCACACCGUGUUCCUCGCGUGCUUGCUAUUGGCCAAACGGCUACGUCCGGCUACAGUCAGCUGCCAGGCACCACCAGGGAACUCGCAUCUAUCAGGACUCACACCCGCGACCGAGCCGAGUACUCGCAACUCACCGGCAGAAAAGCAACUCCCAAGGCUGUACUCAAGGCGAUGGAGAAUCAUGACUGGGUGCAUCUUGCCUGCCAUGCUCAUCAGAAUGUGACCGACCCGACCAAGAGUGGAUUCUUUCUGCAUGGCGGCAGGCUGGACUUUGCUGAAAUCACCCGACGAUCGUUCAGGAGCAAGGGACUGGCGUUCCUGUCGGCUUGCCAGACGGCGACUGGGGACGAGAGGCUGCCGGACGAAGCGGCCCAUCUUGCGUCUGGGAUGCUGAUGGCGGGAUAUCCCAGCGUCAUAGCGACGAUGUGGUCAGUGAUGGACGAAGAUGCGCCGAUGGUGGCGGACAUGGUGUACUCGGAACUGAUGAAGGACGGGAAGGUAGGGGGUGGGGAGGCGGGGAGGGCGUUGCACAACGCUGUUGCGAGACUGCGUGAGAAGGUGGGAGAGCGGAACAUUGCGCGAUGGGUGCCAUACAUCCACAUAGGAUCGUAG
This is a messenger RNA of Rhizoctonia solani, 5043 nucleotides long. Its product is annotated as cytochrome P450 family protein. The transcript has 16 exons. Gene Ontology annotation, molecular function: monooxygenase activity; heme binding; protein binding. NCBI's taxonomy places the organism in Eukaryota, Fungi, Basidiomycota, Agaricomycetes, Cantharellales, Ceratobasidiaceae. The record is from RefSeq and is a predicted model, not a curated record. Bases 1 to 5043 code for a protein of 1680 amino acids.